AUGCUGAUUCACUCCUUUCUCGAAUUCAGUCUUGUUGCAGAGAUCCGUGCCGAGGCCGUGCAACAAGCACUUGCUGAAUAUUCCCAAGGUUACAAAGUGCGUCCCAGCAUUGUUCAGCCAAUCAAGCGCCCCACUGAAACGCGGAGGCAAUUCAGUCGAGCUUCCGAUUCGUCGUCUGAUGAUGACGACAGCCUGGUGGGUUCGUUAAAGCGGAAAAAUCAGCCCUCAAGCAAGCAGAACACUGGAUUAGAUUCGAGAGGAAACAUCAAAAUUCCUCUCACAAUACCUCGUGAAAGUUUCGUCUGA
Molecule: messenger RNA, 306 nt
Organism: Ostertagia ostertagi
Lineage: Eukaryota; Metazoa; Nematoda; Chromadorea; Rhabditida; Trichostrongylidae
Source: the annotation of a GenBank genome assembly